Messenger RNA from Phyllostomus hastatus (greater spear-nosed bat), 5618 nucleotides. RefSeq names its product solute carrier family 22 member 4 (gene SLC22A4). Gene Ontology annotation, molecular function: transmembrane transporter activity; ATP binding. Gene Ontology annotation, biological process: carnitine transport; transmembrane transport. NCBI's taxonomy places the organism in Eukaryota, Metazoa, Chordata, Mammalia, Chiroptera, Phyllostomidae. The record is from RefSeq and is a predicted model, not a curated record. Bases 834 to 2513 code for a protein of 559 amino acids. The transcript has 10 exons. Gene Ontology annotation, cellular component: membrane.
GUCCCGUAGGCGCUUCCCCGGGUGCCGCCGGCUGGUGACCAAACCCAGCUGGCACUGCUGGGGAGUGGGCGCCCUGUCAGCUGGCGCCGGACACUAGCGCGGCGCCCGUGCCAGAGGAGAGGGCGCGCUGUCCCCGCACAGGGUUCCCCGGAGCACCGGUUCCAUUGACUCAAGUCCGCGUCCCGCCCGCUGGAGGCCAGCAGAGCUCCGACUCGAGAUCGGAAGGGACCGCGGAGAGACCCGUGCCCCGGGGCAAGGGGCAGAGGCCGACGGUGAGGGCCGCGAGCCGACCUCUCAAAGACUUUGCUCUCCAGCCCCGGCCCCUCCCUUUCGCCCGCUCUCCCCAGUGAGGCCCGGCUCCGAGGCCUGGGUCGGGUUGCUCAGCUCCUCGGGGUCGCGGGGGACGCGGAGGGCUCUCGAGCCGAGCUUCCUCCCCCAUUCGCAGGUGGCCUCGCUGUGCUCCAAGGCCCUGAAGAGUCCCCAGCGGGGUCUUGGGCGGCGGGAAGCCGGGACCCGAGGCGGAGCCCGCCCCGGAGCCCCACCCCGGCGGUCCGGGACGCCCUCCGCUGCCCGCCCCUGCCCAGCCCCAGCCGCGAAGGGGGUGUGGUCCCGAGUUUCUGCGUCGGCUUCCAGCUUCGCGUCCAGAUCCCACGAACGGUCCCAAGCCCGCAGCACGUUUCCCGGGAACCCCCGCGGCUUGUCCCGGUUUCCGCAGCCGGCCUCCCCCAGAACGCUCUGACGCGCUCGGGUAACGCCCUCGGCUGCGCAAAGUGCGCCGGGGAACGCUCUUAUCGUCGCCCCCUGUUGCAAGCUGCCGAGCGGCGGCGGAAAGCAUGCGGGACUACGACGAGGUGACCGCCUUCCUGGGCGAGUGGGGGCCCUUCCAGCGCCUGGUCUUCUUCUUGCUCAGCGCCAGCAUCAUCCCCAACGGCUUCAACGGUAUGUCAGUCGUGUUCCUGGCGGGGACCCCGGAGCACCGCUGCCGGGUGCCGGACAGCGCGAACCUGAGCAGCUCCUGGCGCAACCACAGUAUCCCGCUGCGGCUGCUGGACGGCCGUCUGGUGCCUCACAGCUGCCGGCGCUACCGACUCGCGGCGAUCGCCAACUUCUCGGCGCUGGGGCUGGAGCCGGUGCGCGAUGUGGACUUGGAGCAGCUGGAGCAGGAGAGCUGCCUGGAUGGCUGGGAGUUCAGCCAGGAUGUCUACCUGUCCACCAUCGUGACCGAGUGGAACCUGGUGUGUGAAGAAGACUGGAAGACGCCCCUCACCUCCUCCCUGUUCUUCGUGGGCGUGCUCCUGGGCUCCUUCGUGUCUGGGCAGCUAUCAGACAGGUUUGGCAGGAAGAAUGUCCUCUUCGCCACCAUGGCCGUGCAGACUGGCUUCAGCUUCCUGCAGAUUUUCUCCGUCAACUGGGAGAUGUUCACUGUAUUAUUUGUCAUCGUCGGCAUGGGCCAGAUCUCCAAUUACGUGGUGGCCUUCAUACUAGGCACAGAAAUUCUUGGCAAGUCAGUGCGUAUUAUAUUCUCUACGUUAGGAGUGUGCACAUUUUUUGCACUUGGCUACAUGCUGUUGCCACUGUUUGCUUACUUCAUCAGAGACUGGCGGAUGCUGCUGCUGGCGCUGACCGUGCCGGGGGUGCUGUGCGUCCCGCUGUGGUGGUUUAUUCCUGAAUCUCCUCGGUGGCUGAUAUCCCAGAGAAGGUUUGGAGAGGCUGAAGCUAUCAUCCAAAAAGCUGCAAAAAUGAACAACAUAGCUGUGCCGGCAGUGAUUUUUAAUCCCGUGGAGCUACAGGAGCUAAAACCCCUGAAGCAACAGAAAGCCUUCAUUCUGGACCUAUUCAGGACUAGGAACCUUGCAACCAUAACCAUCAUGUCUUUGCUGCUAUGGAUGCUAACCUCAGUGGGUUACUUCGCUCUGUCUCUCAACUCUCCUAAUUUACACGGAGAUGCCUACCUGAACUGCUUCCUCUCUGCCUUGAUCGAAGUUCCAGCGUACAUUGCAGCCUGGCUGCUCCUGCGAACCCUGCCCAGGCGUUACAUCAUAGCUGGCGUGCUGUUCUUCGGAGGAGGCGUGCUUCUCCUAAUUCAAUUGGUGCCUGUGGAUUACUACUUCUUGUCCAUCAGCCUGGCGAUGUUAGGGAAAUUCGGGAUCACCUCCGCCUUCUCCAUGCUGUACGUCUUCACCGCCGAGCUCUACCCAACGCUGGUCAGAAACAUGGCCGUGGGGGUCACGUCCAUGGCCUCCAGGGUGGGCAGCAUCAUCGCUCCCUACUUUGUAUACCUUGGAGCCUACAACAGACUUCUGCCCUACAUCCUCAUGGGCAGCCUGACCGUCCUGAUCGGAAUCAUCACUCUGUUUUUCCCUGAAAGUUUUGGAAUGACUCUACCGGAGACCUUAGAGGAGAUGCAGAAAGUGAAAUGCACCUAUCUUAUUUUCAGGUUCAGGUUUGGGAAAAAACCAAGAGAUCCCAUGGACAGUGAAGAAAAUCCCAAAGUCCUAGUAACUGUGUUCUGAUAAAAUCUCCACCCCACCUGGUGAACUGGAAAACGGAUACAUGAGACUCUGAAGAAACCAAAGCCUUUCCUGGUGACGGAAAGUGGUCCACCUUCCUGAUGGUGGACCAGCUGUGGCCAUGAACGGACCCUGCUGUCGAGAAAUGCUUGUCAUAUAGCAAGUUCUGGACUGCUCUUCCAGAUAAUCUCCUUAUUUUUUUAAACUAACCAUUUCUAGACAGUCCUCCUUACUAAUUCAUUUGAUGAAACAGGUUUGUAAGACUGAAAAUAUGUUGGUUGAGGACUGAUCAGUGUGUAUAAAGAUUAACACUCAGUUCCAAACAUACCACUCAGCUCUCCAAAUAAAAAGAAUAUCAUUGUAGCAAUACAACUCUCAGGUGACAACAGUGUGUGUGUGUGUGUGUGUGUGUGUGUGUGUGUGUAAGUGAGCCAGUACAUUCCAAAUUAUAGUCAUCUCUGAAAGUGGACUCAUGUGCUGCUAUAAUCAAAUGACUACAUGCAGCAUUCCUAGCCAGAAAAUUUUAUACACUCCUUUGAGAGGAAUUGAUGGCUGGUGUUAGUAGUAUUUUGCAGGGGAUCAAGUAGGCCCUGGCUCCUGUGGCCCAUGGGCCUUUAAGAAGGGAACUGAUGCAGGUCCUCUCUGUGAUGGCGGCAGCUGUAGCUCACAGACAGUUCAAUGAGCCACUUGUGUUGUGCUCUUUUUGAGCACAGGACUAAGCCUCCUGUUUCCUAAGACUGGCUUAGGAGAUAUUUCCCUGGGAAAUAGAAUCAGCAAAACCACGAAGCUGUUAGACUGGUAGAGAUGGUUCGUGUGCCCUCGGUUGAGCCAGGGGGUCAACGCCCAGGAAGAAGGCUGUCCAAGCCAACCAUCUAGGGAGCCUUUUACAACUUCCCAUUAACACGCCUUCCUAAGCAUGGCAUGCAGCUGUAUCCUCUCUAAUCGGGGCUGUGUCUGACCAGCAGUAGAGGAACCUCUGUUCCAUGAAUGAGCGGCGCAAAAGGGAAAGCUACCAUAAGCUCGGAAGAUGAAUGUCAGCUCGGUGUCACACCACGUUGUAGGCAGGCCGAGGUGACCACAUAGGCAGCAGGCACUCGUGGAGACUUGGGGAUGGCAUGCUUUCAUUGGCCAUGGCUUUCUGACAGCAGCAUGGCGACAAGCUACUGCUGAUGACCCUGCAACACAUCCAGGGCUACGGCGUGCUUGUAGAGACAGGCGGCCACUGUUUUUUAAUAUGCUGUAUGGUGGCAGCAUCUCCCCAAAUGUUAACUUUUGCUGAACAUUUUUCAAAUGAAUCUUUGAUGUAACAUCCUGACACACUCGUUAUUCCACUUAUUGAUGCAUUCAGUGGAUGAUCUCCUGACCGAGGAUCGAACCUGCAACCUUGGUGUCCGAUGCUCUGAUCAACUGAGCUUCCCGGCCAGGGCUGCACCCGUUAUUUUGAAAUUCUUAUCUUAAACUUUAAGAUAAGAAAUAAGAUAGUUAUUUAUAUCCUACUGACACACUGAUCCUACAUUUUGAUUCUUGCUUAAAAUCCACUAGAGUAUCUUAUAAUAGUUUAUGCUUUGUCAUUGGGGACACAGAUGACAGCUUGAUGUGGCUAGUGCUUUUAUCUCCCCCGCCGAUGCAGCCUGUCUGCCAUUCCACCCACCCCACCAGGCGCUAGGCUGCCGUCCCGGAAAAGGGAGGUCAUGCUGACUCCCAACAAGUUGUCCCACCAGCAGUGACUGCUCACUCUGCUGUGUUCUUCUGGUGCUUGUUGCCCUCAUCAGGUGGGCUCCUUUCUUAUCAUCCCCCACCCCCAUCUCCACGUGGCUGUCAGCCUCUUGGAGGCCCGGGACCUUGCCCUGCUUAUCUUUUGAUAAAUAUUUAAUUAAAACACUUUAUAACUCUAGCUUGAUAACAAUGUUAUUUUUGAUACAUAGAUGUUUGAAUAUUUAAACACCUAAAUAGAAAUGCUCUUUUUGUAAAUAUAAAAAGGAUGUGAUAAUUACCUUUUAUUGCUGUUGGUAUGGGUGCUUUAUAUUUUACAAUAGCUUCGAAGAGAUGACUUUUAUAAAUCUGUUUAUAGAAAGGCAGCAAGCACCAAGCUGAUUAUCUCUUUGGUGGUUCAAAGGCCAAGUUGAUCGGUACAUGCCCAAAUAAUAUUUAGUUUAAUUCAAGGUAUGUCCCUGAUUUUUAAAACUACUUUAAAAGCUGGCCUACAAAGCAAAUUCCUAAGCUUCUCGUGAAUAUCAGUCUCAGGCUCACAGCCAACGUCACACUGCAGACUAGAGUGAGGUGCGAGAGGCGUCCCGUCAGCAGAAACUUCAUGGACGUGUGUUUUAGUGCUCACCCUUUCCAACGCUUCUGAGUGAGUUUUACUGUAGUCAUGAUAUUCUGUUUUUAAAAUCCAAGAGAUUUAACUAAAAAUUCUUACACUGAAAUAGGUUCCGUUCAAGUGGAGGCAUGUAAGAAGUAUCCACUUUUUAUGUACUAGAUAGAACCAGCUAGAAAAUAUUCUGGAAAAAAACUAGAUUCCAUUCACAACAAUCAUAUAGAUGUAAAAUACCCAGAAAUAAUGUUAAUAAGAAAUGUGUAAAAACGAAGUGGAGAAAUCAUUCCAUUGUAUUAAGGCUGGACCAGAAACAUGCCGUGGUGCUGAGUGGGGAGAAUGAAUGCAUGCUCACCUAAGUAACAGGGCCCUCUGCCAUCUGCCCCACUGUUUAGCUCUCGGACUCAUCUCCUGUUACUCUCCCCACUGCUUUCUGUAGUCCCGCUGCCCAGGUCUUGCUCUCUGUGACAUGCUACCUGUGCUUCUGUAAGUUCCCUCUUACUGGAAUGCUCUUCCCAGGUAUCUGCAUAGCUCGCUCUUACUUCCUGUAUGUCUUUGCUCACAUGUUGCCUGUUUAAUACAUCCUUACCUGACCACUUUAUUUUAAAUUGUGUCCUGUUCUUUCUCUGUCCUAACCUUACCCAUCCCUGCUUCAUUGUUCUCCAUAGUUCUUGUUACCCUUUGACGUCCUAGCUAGUUUUCUUCUUCAUUGCGUUUCCUCAUUGAAGUGCUUCCCUGCAUGCCCUGAAGACCACUUCUGUAUCCUAGUUAAAACAGUGCUUGUCGCAUAGUAG